UUGUUGGUUGAAAAAAUUGAUGAAAAAUAUGAUAGAAAAAAAUUCAGUGCGAGAAUUAUCAGUUAUUUGAGAAGGUUGCCUUUUUCUAUUAUCUCUAAUUUGUUUCUUUUUUGCGUGUGAAUUCUAUUUUAUAUUUUCUGCGUACAUAUUUAUUCGCAUUAUUUUGCACAAUCAACCCCACACACCGUUAUAACAAAAACAAUCAGGAAAUUAAGAAAAAAAAAAUACAACAAAAGUCAAGUUCAAUAAACAAUUAAAUAAAAAAAAAGUCGAAUAAAUUUGUUAUCUUAUAAAAAAAAUAGAAAAACAAGAAUAAUUAAACUACUGUUAUAUGUACUGAUAAAUGCUACAAAUAAAUAAAAAUUACCAACUUCUAAUCGGAAAUAAAAUGUGAAAGAAAAAAAGAAGAAACGAAAAAAGAACUUUUUUUUUUUUUAAUCCAGUUUCGACGACUUUUUUUUUCUUUUUUUUUGUUUGAUUUUGCAAGAAGAUAAUUGCCAUUUCCAAUUCGAAAUAGAAAAAAAAGCAUAAAUUAAUUAAAAAAGAAGAAAAAAAAACAAUGGAUAUUGUUGGACUGAUUAGAUCUUCGUAUCGUGAUUACGGAACAAUAUUUUCCGAUACGUGGAUUCAUUACAUAUCGCUGGAAAUUCGAACAACGGCAUUUUUAUGUAUAACCAUAGGCAUACUCACAUGCAUCUUUGUCGCUUGGUAUGUACUUUACAAGAGAUGGGCACGCAGCAAAGAACGUGACGCUUUAUUGCUAGCUCAAAAUGCCGACCUCAGUCGAUUGCGUUUUAGAAAACGUGACAAAAUGCUCUUCUACGGCAGACGCAUGUUGCGAAAAGUAAAAAAUGUCUCUGGCCAAGUAUACAAUGGUCAGGGUCGCAAACGAAAAGCUGUUAUGCGUUUCGCUAAGAAAAUUCUCCAAAUGCGUGGAGAAAAUAUGCCAAUGCAACUUAAAACUGUUGAGCCUCCAGCUGAGUAUCUGGAAGAAAUGAUGGAAGGUAGCGAUCGAGUACCUCCAGAUGCUCUCUAUAUGCUACAAAGCAUACGUAUAUUUGGUCACUUUGAGAAGCCCAUCUUCCUUAAGUUGUGCAAGCACACAGAAAUUCUUAAUUUAGAACCAAAUGAUUAUCUAUUUACGAUUGCCAAUGCUGAUGAUAGUGUUUUCAUUGUUCAAUCGGGUUGUAUACAUGUCUUCAUUAACAAUGCCGAUGGUAGUACAUUAUCUUUGAAGACAGUCAAGAAAGGAGAAUCCGUGACAUCAUUGCUGAGUUUUGUUGAUGUUCUGUCGGGCAAUCGGAGUUUUUAUAAAACCGUUUCAGCUAAAGCGGUCGAGAAGAGUCAAGUCAUUAGGCUACCUAUGAAAGCCUUUAAAGAAGUAUUUGACGAAAAUCCAGAUAUUAUGAUCCGAGUUAUUCAAGUUAUCAUGAUUCGUUUGCAACGUGUCAUCUUCACAGCUCUGCGUAACUAUUUGGGUCUCACAUCGGAACUGGUUCAGAAUAAUAUGCGAGGCAAGAAGAGUCAUGUGAAUGUGAAGACUUCGCCGGUGCACAAACGAUCGGAACACUUUCAACACACACUAUCGGAUUGCUUUGUGCCUCCGGACAUGCUUGCCGACUUGGGAGACCCACAGCAUUCGAAUGCAUUGGGUUUAGGUGCUAGUAACACUGCUAAUCGCCGUAGUUCGGUAUCAAAUACAGAGUCCAUUGACGUGAAAUUGGUGCAUGCAUCAGCUGUCACUAGUUUCCUUAAGGAACUUGGCCUAUGCGAAGAUGAUCGCGGCAUGUUGGAUGGAAUAGUUGAGGUGAGAGAAGUUGAAGCCGGUGCAACAAUUGUCUCUGAAGGCAGUAUAGAGGAAGUUAGCCUUUGCUUUGUUAUGACCGGCUGUCUUUCGGUUUAUCAGAAUGCCGCUGAAAUUCCCCGAGUUGCAAAGAAAAAAGAUCAAAAUGAGGUUUUCAUUCAUACAGUUCAUCCGGGAGAAGUUGUUGGAGGGCUUUGUGUGUUGACUGGAGAAGGAAGUGAUUACACCAUUCGAGCUAAACACCCCAGUCGAGUUGCACUUAUUUUGAGACCAGCUGUGUAUCAAAUAAUGCGUGAACGUCCAAACAUCGUUCUCGACAUGGCAAAUGGUGUAGUUCGACGCCUCUCACCCUUAGUACGCCAAUGUGAUUAUGCAUUGGAUUGGAUCUUCCUUGAAUCUGGUCGAGCAGUAUAUCGGCAAGAUGAAGUAAGCGACAGUACUUAUAUUGUCCUAAGUGGACGUAUGCGUUCAGUUAUAACCCAUUCAAGUGGCAAGAAAGAAAUUGUCGGUGAAUAUGGUAAAGGUGAUUUAGUAGGCAUCAUCGAGAUGAUAACUGAAACACCUCGAACUACAACUGUAAUGGCUGUACGUGAUACCGAGCUAGCAAAACUUCCCGAAGGACUUUUCAAUGCAAUAAAACUACGAUACCCAAUUGUAGUAUCGAAACUCAUAAGUCUUCUUAGUCAUAGAAUCUUAGGAAGCAUGCAAUCACGUACUGCAGGUUCGGCUCCUUUAGAAGCUAAUCCUGUCACACAUAAAUAUGCAACAGUUGCAUUGGUUCCGGUGAGUGAUGAUGUGCCUUUGACUGCAUUCACAUAUGAAAUUUAUCAUUCACUUUGUGCAAUUGGACCAACAUUGCGCUUAACAUCAGAAGUUGUAGCUAAACAACUUGGCUCUCACAUCCUAGAAGCUAGCAACGAAUACCGAAUGACUUCGUGGCUAGCCCAACAAGAAGACAGAAACAUAAUAACUUUGUAUCAGUGUGACUCGUCAUUGAGUCAAUGGACACAACGAUGCAUGCGUCAAGCCGAUGUCAUAUUGAUCGUCGGAAUUGGUGAUCGUUCACCGACUGUAUGCAAAUUUGAACGUGAGAUCGAUAGACUGGCAUUGAGAACCCAAAAAGAACUUGUUCUACUGCAUCCGGAAGCAACAAAUGCAAAACCAUUUAAUACUCUGCAAUGGCUCAAUGUGCGUCCCUGGGUUACAAAUCAUCAUCAUAUUCAGUGUCCUAAGAGAAUGUUUACAAGAACAAGUCAAUAUCGAAUUAAUGAUCUCUACGAUCGAGUUCUUAAAUCAGAACCAAAUAUGCAUUCCGAUUUUUCACGACUCGCUCGUUGGUUGACUGGUAAUUCGGUUGGUCUAGUUCUGGGCGGAGGUGGAGCACGUGGUGCUGCUCAUAUUGGCAUGUUAAAAGCUAUUCAAGAGGCUGGAAUUCCCAUUGACAUGGUUGGUGGAGUAAGCAUUGGUGCUCUUAUGGGAGGACUAUGGUGUGGUGAUAGGAAUAUCACAACAGUUACUCAAAAAGCUCGAGAAUGGUCAAAACAAAUGACAAAAUGGUUCCUUCAAUUAUUGGAUCUAACCUAUCCCAUCACAUCGAUGUUCUCUGGUCGAGAAUUUAAUAAAACUAUUCGAGGAACAUUUGGUGAGGUUUGCAUUGAAGACUUGUGGAUUCCAUUUUUCACUCUAACCACCGAUAUAACGGCAAGUUGUCAUCGAAUUCAUACAAAUGGGUGUAUGUGGCGCUACAUUCGUGCCAGCAUGAGCAUAGCUGGAGUAUUUCCUCCAUUUUGUGACUUCAAAGAUGGCCAUUUACUCCUAGACGGUUGCUACACAAACAAUGUUCCAGCUGACGUAAUGAGAAAUCAAGGAGCUGCACAUAUCAUUGCCGUAGAUGUAGGAUCUCAGGAUGACACUGAUUUGACAAAUUAUGGAGACGAUUUGUCCGGCUGGUGGUUGUUGUAUAAAAAAUGGAAUCCAUUUACAUCGCCUGUGAAAGUUCCCGACUUGCCUGAUAUUCAAUCUAGACUGGCUUAUGUCUCGUGUGUGAGACAAUUGGAGGAAGUGAAAAACUCUGAUUAUUGCGAAUACAUUCGACCACCGAUCGAUAAGUACAAAACUUUGGCAUUUGGUAGUUUCGAUGAGAUCCGUGAUGUUGGCUAUGUUCAUGGAAAGAAUUACUUUGAAAACAUGGCCAAAGCUGGACGAUUAGGUCGCUUCAAUCAAUGCAGCAAAGAACCACCAAAGAAACAAAGUCACUCGCUUAACGAGUACACAUUUAUCGAUCUCGCACAAAUUGUUUGCAAGCUUCCCGAAACCUACACCGAACAUAAUUUCCUUUAUAGCGAGGAUGAAGAAUUUGAUGGAUAUAUUUCAGAACCUUCCACAUUCCAUACGAAUGCGGAAUCAGCAAUGAGAAUCAAACGAACUGGAGGAUCUUUGUCGUUAUCAGAAAAUGAAAUGGAUUCUGAUUUAGAAAUGGAUCUAGGCAUUAAGCUGAAACGUGAUAAAUCACGCAGCUUAACGCAAACACCUAUAUCAGAUCCAAUGACGACUCCAUCCUCUGAUCAAAGUGACAGUUUUUCAAAAGGCAUUGCUGCGCAAUCAGAUGCAGCAGCGAGUACAAUCGAAGACCUUCCUUCUGACAACGAUCCAAAGGCGGCAAGCAGUUAGGUGUGAUAACAGGAACUCCUCUCCCAUUAUAAGCUACAUAAAUAUUUAACCUAGUUAGUAAUGAAACCGUUGUUAAGUUAAGAACGGUAUAGCGCGAUGACAGAAACAAAAAAGAACAAACGUGUAUGACGUAGACUUUAUUUUUUCAACAAAAUAUACAAAAUAGUUUAAUAUUAAAUAAAAAAUAAAAACUGGUAAUGUAAAUAUUUAGA
Episyrphus balteatus (marmalade hoverfly) is the source of this 4686-nucleotide messenger RNA. RefSeq names its product neuropathy target esterase sws (gene sws). Gene Ontology annotation, molecular function: phosphatidylcholine lysophospholipase A1 activity. The transcript has 12 exons. The coding region runs from base 560 to 4474 and encodes 1304 amino acids. Gene Ontology annotation, biological process: phosphatidylcholine metabolic process. Lineage: Eukaryota; Metazoa; Arthropoda; Insecta; Diptera; Syrphidae. The record is from RefSeq and is a predicted model, not a curated record. Gene Ontology annotation, cellular component: endoplasmic reticulum.